CAAAUAUUUUACAGGUGGAAUCACUUAGUGGAGAAAAAUUUCGGCUCUUUAAAAAACCGGAUCAGUUGGACCUGAUCGAGCAGGAAUCCGAAGAUGCGUUCGAGCAGGUGUACGACGAUGAGGAAGCUUCAACAUCAAUUGUUUUACAUGGUCAUAACGGAGGCGUACAUUCGGUGUCAUUUUCACCGGACAAACGACUUCUGCUUUCGUCCUCUCGUGAUCGAACAAUUCGUUUAUGGAGUAUUGCAUCUCGUAGUAAUGUUGUUCUGUACAGAUAUGCAACUCCAAUUUGGGAGGUGAAAUUUUGUCCUCGCUCGUAUUAUUUUGCAACAGCUGGCUCCGAUUCCACUGCAAUGCUAUGGACAACAGAUCGUCUGCAACCGUUGAGGAUAUUUUCGGAUGCAUUUUCGGAUGUCACUUGUAUUGAUUUCCAUCCCAAUUGUAAUUAUUUUGCUGGCGGUAGUGAUGAUCGCUACGUGCGCGUCUGGGAUAUCCUCUCCGGAACCUGUGUACGAUGCUUUGCAGGCCAUAAAGGAUCAAUUCGUGGAAUUAAGGUUGGAGCACUGCUAAUGCUUUCAGCAAUUAAUAUCUUUUUAGGUCUUGUGAGACGAGUAGCUAAGGGGAGAGUGAGGAGGGGAAGGGAGGGCAGGGCAGAAGAACGGACAAGGGGAUCCAGUUAG
This is a messenger RNA of Gongylonema pulchrum, 680 nucleotides long. The record is from the annotation of a GenBank genome assembly. Lineage: Eukaryota; Metazoa; Nematoda; Chromadorea; Rhabditida; Gongylonematidae.